AUGGCUUUGGCAGAUAGAAGACCUCUUGGAUUUCCAGUUACUUCAACUCCCGCAUCCCCGGCUUUCAACCCCAAGACAUUGAGCUUAAAUUCAUCGGCGUCGACAAGUUCAUCUGACAAUGAUAUGACUCAAGGCUUCAAGCUGUCAAUGGAUGAUUUGAAGGGGAAGCUUUCUGAGAGUGAUAUUAAGCCAUUGACCCCAGAGAAGAGUUUAAGCCCCGUUGAGUUGUCUCCUACCCUGAGAAGCAUUUCACCUGAUUCUUUGAUGAACUCAGACUCGUAUCGGAAAUUGAAUGCAACAACAAUUGCACCAUCUUCGACUACAUCCAUUACUUCGAACAGCUCAAGAGGCUCAUCUCCAUCAAUCAAUUCUUCUGGUUCAAAUGUUAAUGCUUUGAAAAAACCUAAGAAUACCAGUAGGGCACCCAUUGCAACAGGUAUUUCAACCACAAUUCCUGUUACAGGCGAGAAACCAAAACCUAGUCAAAAGGACGAUCCUUCUUUAGAGGACGAUGUUUUGUAUGCAAUUUUCGUGAUAUUAUACGAGAAAGAUCCUGAAGGAAGCGGAAUGACCGUCAAGCAAAUUUGUGAUAUCUUAGUUGAACAACAUCCAGACAUGGCUAAUUUGUCAACAAAAACAUCGAACCUUGUGAGUGCUAAAUUGAAUGCUUAUGUUAAAAGAGUCGAAAAGGGUGAUUCCAGUCUUAAAUAUGCUUUAUCUAGAGAUUGGGCUGAUGCAUCACCUAAAAGAAUGGUGUAUGUUUAUAGAGGACUUUUAACUGAGGAUUUCCAUUUACAUGUUAAAAAUGUCAUGGAAGUUCAGAAACAGCAACAUAAUCAGAUUGAGAGUCCUUCCUCAUCUAAAAUUGAUGAACCAAGUUCAUUAGAAGCUGACAAACAAGCUAACCUUUUGAAACCAAGAAGGCAAACAAUGUUUGAUUUAGGAGUUACAAAAAAUACCUUUUUAGAAAGUGCCUUAGAUAAAUCGAACUUGGUUGUCCCAUAUUUUUCAGCACCAGUAACAGCUUCAUUAACUGAAACCAAUAGUGAAUCUAAGAAGAUCACGUCUAAUAAUCAACAAGAAUCUGACUUAGAGUUUGAAGAAUUCGAGGUUUUUAAUGAUAUUGAAGAUGAUGACGAAGAAAAUGAUAUCAAUUUAGAUAUGAAUGAUAUGUACAUCGACUCAUUCAGGAAAAAUGGUAAGCGUUCUAAAUCUUUGUCUUAUUUGUCCUCAAAUAAGAAGCCGAAGAUUUUGACCGCUGCGGCGGCUGCCCCUAGGGCCCCAAGAACUCCUAGUUCGCAUAAUGCUAAUGCUGCUGCUGCUGCUGCUGCCUUGCAUGCAGCCGCUUUUAAAGCAAUUUCAGCACCAUCAUCGCAAUCAUCUGAGUCCUUAUUGAAGUCUAAUGCGAGCUCAUCAGUUAAUACAAAUGUGGGUUGCCCUUCUAAUAAAAAGUGGUUGAACGUUGUGAGAUCAGGAUUUUUAACUCAGGAUAUUGGUACCCCCGAGGAGAUUAGUUUAUCAGAUUUGGAUAAAUUUUUCACUUGA
This is a messenger RNA of Debaryomyces hansenii CBS767, 1545 nucleotides long. RefSeq names its product Gds1p (gene GDS1). The record is from RefSeq and is a predicted model, not a curated record. The transcript has a single exon. Bases 1 to 1545 code for a protein of 514 amino acids. NCBI's taxonomy places the organism in Eukaryota, Fungi, Ascomycota, Pichiomycetes, Serinales, Debaryomycetaceae.